CGGUAUACUGCUUUUGUUCGCGCGCAUAGCAUGUGUUGCGCAUUUUCUUAUUAAUCAGAAUAUAAUGUAUGCACACAUACUCGUACAUCCAUGGGAUAUAGAAAAGUGAUUUGUAAACAGAGUGAUUUCGACCAUAUUCAACAAGUAUGAAAUUAACAUAUUUCUCAUCAUGCAUUCUGGCAGCCUACACGAUUUUAAUAAAUAUCAAUAAAACGUACGCAGCCUGCAGCUCUUCUCAGUUCGAGUGCGACAACGGGAGCUGCAUUUCAAGCUAUAGCGUAUGUGAUGGAGCGAAAAACUGCCCGGACGGAUCGGAUGAAACGGCGAUAAAGUGUGUUUCUCAACGACAGCACUGUUCCAAGCCUUACUUCCAGUGUAGUUAUGGGGCGUGCGUUAUCGGCACGGCGGGCUGCAAUGGCAUCGAGGAGUGCGCCGACGGCUCGGAUGAGACGGUGCGCCGCUGUGGCAGCGACGAUGACAUUCGGGAGUUUGAUCGAAGACUUCAAGGGAAUUGCCAAGAAAACGAAAUAAAGUGCCCCUCGGGUAUUUGCAUCGAUAAAAGCAAGAGCCUUUGUGACGGAAAAGACGACUGUGGCGAUGGGUACGAUGAGUCGGUGACUCUCUGCGGUCACAUGGAGUGUCCAGGCUAUUCAUUCAAGUGCGGCAGUGGUGGUUGCAUUUCGAGCACACUCGUAUGCAACGGACAACCCGAUUGCUUUGACGGCACCGACGAGGCUCCAUUGCUGUGCAACACAACGGGGAAGACGAAGCCCACAAUGCAGCCUGUAGGCCCGGUGGAGCAGUACGGCUGCCCGCUGCCUCCGAGGAACGAGCGUCCCAUACUUAAGGAUCGCUCUGGCAACACAUUAAAGCCUCCCAUUACGAGAGCAACCGUGUACUUCUCAUGUGAGCCGGGGUACACACUCGUUGGUGAGUCUACCAGCAUUUGCUCGAACAGACAGUGGAGUGUGCCGGUGGUGCCCAGAUGUAUAAAGUAUUGUGACGCAAAAGGACAGUUUGACGGUUACUCAACAAAGGCUACAUGCUCCAUAAAGGGUCAGAAUUUAGACUGCACCCAGCGUUUCCACCCACCAGGCACUGUUGUUAAAUUCGUCUGUGCGACGGGCUUUCAAUCGCAGCAAGCUACGCAACCUCUUCCGGACAUGAAGUGCAUGGAGGGCGGCACCUGGAACCGUCCUCGCGAUCGAUGUAUCCAGGAGUGUGGCCAGAUUGCAACUCCCGUAAAGAAAUUCUCAGCCAAUGGCUAUUCGAUCAACAAUACUGCAGUGCCCUGGCACGUCGGCCUGUAUGCUAGGUACAAUGAGAAGGACGACAACUUUAUCUGUGGUGGGUCGCUGCUCACUCCCGAUCUAGUCAUCACAGCUGCACAUUGUGUGUUUGACGAAGCCGCUGGUCGUCCUUACUCCGCCGAAACUUUUCAGGUGAUUGGCUCAAAGUACUACAGGGAUUACAAAAGGACUACUGAGGAGGACCGCAUCCGGAAAGUGCGGGAGAUAAGAGUAGCUCAAAACUACAAGGGACAAGAAGACAACUAUUACCACGAUUUAGCUCUGAUCGUCCUAGAGAUCCCAUUUGAUCUCAAUACGGUUAUUCGCCCUAUUUGCGUAUCAUUUGCCAGCUACGCUGAGAAGGAGACCAUCAAUAAUAAUGUCAGAGGCAAGUUUGCUGGCUGGAACUAUGACGGGGAGCACGAAUUGCAAUUCGUGCCGGCCGUCUCAAAAAUGAACUCCGAGUGCUACUCGAACCACCUUAAGGAUAUUAAGCCGGACAAGUUCUGCAUUUUCACGGAGGGGAAAUCUCUCGCCUGCCGUGGGGAUAGCGGGGGGGGAUACACCGCUUUGCGCCAUAACGAUUACUUUAUUCAGGACGAAUACCGGUAUUUCCUUUACGGUGUCAUUAGCAACGCUCCAAAUGCUGAUCAGUGUGCUCACGGCAUAACGGUAUUGACUAAUAUACAGCAUUUCAACGAAAUUAUCGCGAAGGCCAUUCAAGAAAGCUGGGAGAACCGCGCGUAGUUGUAAGCAAUUAUUGAUAAUAGAGCGUUAUGUAUACUUGUAUAUAGAGAGAUAAAGAUACUCAAAAAGAGGUCAUAUUUAUAUAUUAUA
Scaptodrosophila lebanonensis is the source of this 2126-nucleotide messenger RNA. RefSeq names its product modular serine protease (gene modSP). Gene Ontology annotation, biological process: proteolysis. The coding region runs from base 147 to 2036 and encodes 629 amino acids. Gene Ontology annotation, cellular component: plasma membrane. The transcript has 5 exons. The record is from RefSeq and is a predicted model, not a curated record. Gene Ontology annotation, molecular function: serine-type endopeptidase activity; protein binding. NCBI's taxonomy places the organism in Eukaryota, Metazoa, Arthropoda, Insecta, Diptera, Drosophilidae.